Messenger RNA from Danio aesculapii, 2795 nucleotides. RefSeq names its product StAR-related lipid transfer (START) domain containing 3 (gene stard3). The transcript is spliced from 15 exons. The record is from RefSeq and is a predicted model, not a curated record. Bases 120 to 1466 code for a protein of 448 amino acids. Lineage: Eukaryota; Metazoa; Chordata; Actinopteri; Cypriniformes; Danionidae. Gene Ontology annotation, molecular function: cholesterol binding; cholesterol transfer activity. Gene Ontology annotation, cellular component: late endosome.
UUUGAGUCUCACUGUUGAUUAUUUUGGCUCCAGCGGCUUUGGUGUUUAAUACCAACUUAUAAACAACUUAACUCAACUGUGACGUAUCCGACAGGGAUGUGCUCGGGCUGCAUGCAGUAAUGCCGAGCGGCGUUGAUUACAGCGAGUUGGGUGGAAGUCUUCCAGCCAUUGCUUCUCUAAACGCCUCAUAUUCCCAGGCGUCCCUCUCCCUUCCCUCCCCGUAUUAUUCCCCGCUGCCCCCGGGAGAGAGGAAAGCCUUCUCAGAUGUACGCCGGACCUUCUGCCUCUUUGUUACGUUUGAUCUUCUCUUCAUUACUCUGCUCUGGAUCAUUGAAUUAAAUAUCAGUAAGAGUAUAUGGAACAGUCUUGAGAAUGAGGUUGUUCAUUAUAACUUCAAGUCCUCCUUCUUUGAUAUCUUUCUUUUAGCUGUGUUUAGGUUUCUGUGUUUGCAGCUUGGUUAUGCUGCAUUUCGGCUGAGACACUGGUGGGUUAUUGCGAUUACUACUCUAGUGACCACAGCCUUCCUCAUUGCCAAAGUCAUCUUGUCAGACUUGUUUAGUCAGAAUGCUUUUGGCUAUGUUCUUCCCAUCACCUCGUUUGUGGUGGCGUGGCUGGAAACCUGGUUCCUGGAUUUCAAAGUGCUCACGCAGGAGGCAGAGGACGAGAGAGUGUAUCUGGCAGCGGUGAAUGCGGCGUGUGAACCGGCUCCUCUCAUCUGUCCUAGAGCAGUGUCUGACGGACAGUUUUACUCUCCACCAGAGUCCCUGGCAGGUUCAGAGGACGAUCUUGAUGAAGAGGGUCUCGGCAGGAGAGCAGUAACAGAACAAGAAAAGGCGUUUGUAAGACAGGGGCGAGAGGCCAUGGCGGUGGUGGAACAGAUACUGACACAAGAGGAAAACUGGAAAUUUGAGAAGACUAAUGAGCUUGGUGAUGCAGUAUAUACACUUGAAAUCCCGUUUCAUGGGAAAACUUUUAUUUUAAAGGGUCUUUUGCAAUGCACAGCAGAGCUGGUGUAUCAGGAGGUCAUUUUACAGCCAGAGAAGAUGGUGCAGUGGAACAGAACCGUGUCUGUUUGUCAGAUUUUACAGAGGGUUGAUGACAACACAAUGGUGUCAUAUGAUGUGUCUGCUGGAGCAGCUGGAGGUGUCGUGUCUCCCAGGGACUUUGUGAAUGUUCGUCGGGUGGAGCGCAGACGAGACUGCUACAUCUCUGCAGGAAUGGCCACCAAUCACAACUCCAAACCCCACCACAGUCGCUACGUCAGAGGGGAGAACGGUCCUGGUGGAUUUGUGGUGUUGAAGUCCAGCAGUAAUCCUUCAGUUUGCACCUUCAUCUGGGUUCUCAAUACAGAUCUUAAGGGUCGCCUCCCACGUUACCUCAUCCACCAAUCUCUGGCCGCCACUAUGUUUGAGUUCAUGUCUCACCUCAGGCAGCGUAUAAAUGAAGUCCACAUCUCCUACCGGUGACCUACUGACUUUGACUCUUUACCUAAGCACAGUUUACAUCGUGGUGACUUCAAAGUACACACUGUGCCAUAUUCAUCCUCCUGUGCGAACAAGAGUCGUCAUGAGGAGUCGUCCCCGUUACAUUUGACCGGUGGGACAUUGUUACGGUUAACUGCGUCUUCGAAAAUCUGGCUGCUCCUUAUACUGACAUUAAAGUUGAUGUAGAUGUACUACAGGAGCACAUGAGGUCAUAACGCAAAUGCCACAGGAGCCGGAAUCAUGCAAAUAUAAGGAGAAAUGCAUGUGUUUCUAAUAUCAGGUGUGCCUAAAACUCACUGUCGCCCCCUAGUGAACACGACUGAAGACUGGGAUGCUUUCUAGAUGAGAUUCUGAGCCAAAUACGCUGUGGUUUCUCAUUCUGCUUUUACUCGGGCCUUAAUCAAGCACACACAGUCAUACUAAUUAAUUUUUGUUAUAUUACAUAUUAUGUUUUGCAAUUUGGCUCUUGUGGCCAAUCUUUGCUGUAUUAGAUUAUUAAAUAUUAGAGCAUUCAUCUGUAGCGUAUAUAUAUAAUGGUUUUCAUUUGACACAUGAUUAUUAAUUUAACUAUGCAUACUGUUUCGUUUAUGUAAUGUUGUCUAAAACCCGAUGACUUCUACCAAAAACAUCUGUUGUGGUGUUCAUGAAAUGCACUGCAACAUCAUUCUGCUUCAUUUUAAACAAGAAACUGGUGCAAAGCAGCUUAAAGUUGAUUUGUAAUGAAUAUAACAGGCCUUUUGUUGAAAUAUGUGCAGUUUUUUUGGUUAUCGCAUGUUGGUUUGUGUUCUCACAGAGCAUUACUGUCAAUAUUUUAUUGGUUUUAAACUCAUGUUAACCACAUUUAUGCACAAACAAGGAAGUAAGGCGUAGUCACGAGUUGUUCUGUUGGUUAUAGUGUCUUAUAGAAACGCCACUAGUAAAUUGUGAACGUGUCCUUCAUUAAUGGAUGCCUUGGAUCAAGCAAACAAUGCGUUUAAUAAAGAGAAAAGACACUCUUACAGGGUAUUGGAUUUCAUUUUAUCGGCUUAUCAGAUUACGUCGAUUUUAUUUGCCCGUGUGUUGGUUUGUACUUGUGUGCCUUUGUUACGGUUUGUGAUCGCUUGCAUCAUUUGUUUUAUUUCAUGAUCUUUUUAUUGACUGUAACCACAUUUCUUUGUGCAGAGCCAUUUUAAAUGGCUUGAAGUCGCUUGUGAUUCAGGUUGUGUGCGAAUGUUAUUUUUAUACUGAUUUGCAUUAAUAUGAAGCUAUACCGAAUUCUGUCAUGUGAUUCAGAAAUCAUGAUUUUUAGAAAUCGACGUUUAAUAAAACUAA